Messenger RNA from Colletotrichum higginsianum IMI 349063, 3480 nucleotides. RefSeq names its product Nuclear pore complex protein nup107. The record is from RefSeq and is a predicted model, not a curated record. Gene Ontology annotation, biological process: regulation of DNA-templated transcription; mRNA export from nucleus; post-transcriptional tethering of RNA polymerase II gene DNA at nuclear periphery. Gene Ontology annotation, molecular function: structural constituent of nuclear pore. NCBI's taxonomy places the organism in Eukaryota, Fungi, Ascomycota, Sordariomycetes, Glomerellales, Glomerellaceae. The coding region runs from base 1 to 3480 and encodes 1159 amino acids. The transcript has 5 exons. Gene Ontology annotation, cellular component: nuclear pore; nuclear pore outer ring.
AUGAAGAUGAAUGGACCUCUUGGGCCCGAGGUUGAGGUGUUUGCAAAUGCACUCGAUGAUUGUCUCGCGCCUCAAGGCACAGUUGAGGAGAAGCAGGCAAGAAUAUUGAACCUGGUAAAUACGUACUAUGACUACUCCAAUGAAAGGUUGUCGCAGUUGCGCAAACAAGCUCGCCAGGCCUCAGUUGGCGAUACCGAGAUGGACUUGGACGACGACGCGGAGGCUGGGUCUACCGCUAGCUUGGAAGAAAUUCAAGAAUGGGAGCAAGAGAGACAGACAUGGGAUCUUGUUCGUCGCCUAAUCCCGCUAAGAUACUCUACACCAAAGUCGAAAAGUCAAAGGACUACGAGCGCCACGAAGAAGAACAAAGAGGGCAACGACCUUUGGGGUGCAUUCCUUGCAAACGAUGAGCUGGCCGUGGAGAGGAGGACCAUCCUGGAAUGGCUGCAACAGAGCGCAAGCAGUGGUCCCGAUCUCAACGACCUCGUUCGAGAACUACAACAGAACGCCGAUAGAGGAGAUAUUAUCGCUCAUGGCUGGAUACACACUAGGUCUGCCAUUAAGCUGCAGAAAGGCGUGAUCGGCUACGCGCGCCCGCUUGACGUCCAGUUUCCCGAAGUCGCACGCUCCCUCGUCAAUUCAGACAAGGCGCCACUUGUCGCCGAGCUGGACCCAGACUCUGUGACUAGACAGAGCCGGAAGCUGGAGCCUCAGGACGAGUACUUUGAGCGGGCGAUUUGGGUUGGUUGUUUCCAGCUCCUUCGGCGCGGCAGCAGUCUGGAGGCAAUUCGGGAGUGGUGCUUGGAGAGAACAGAGGUCUGGAGAGCCGUUUCCAUGUCUGCAUUACCCCUCGCUACCGACCACGGCGACACAAGCCUUGUGGAAGAUCCCGCGACACUUGCGCUCUGGAGGCGCAUGUGCUUCGCAGCGGCACGCCAAGGCGGCGUCGACGACAUCGAGAGAGCCGUCUACGGUGUGCUUUCAGGAGACAUUCCCAGCGUUCAAAAAGUGUGCAAAACCUGGGAUGACUUCAUGUUCAUGCACUACAACGCUCUCGUCCGCACACAACUCGACACAUUCGUUCUCGGUCAAUGCCCUCCUGAGGUAUCAGCUUCUCUUCGCUCAUCAUUCCCCGCUUUCGACGCUGUUCAGUUUCAUGGCGAUGCUACUACGCUAGAGCAGCGUUUGAUACAUAAACUCGAGACAAGCCCUCACACGAGCAAAGAAGCCCUUGAGCCUGUCAAGGCACUUCAAGCCGCUAUAAUUUCCAAGGAGCUAGAGCGACACUUUUACGAGCAGGGUGUGGCCAUCACGCUGAAGGCCAAUUCCAAAGAGUCUUCUAUACUCAUGCCCGAUGAUUUCUGCCGCGAUGUCAGCGUGGCUACUGAGAAGUUUGCAGACUUCGAGAGCUCUGGCCGUCUUCGACUUGCUGUCCAUGCACUCAUCAUCUUUGGCACCCUCGAUAAACUCGUUGACUCACCGCCGAACUCAGCAACGAUGAGCACGAGUUCCGACCGACGUGAAAUCCAAGAGAAUACGAUCACGCUUUACAUUAGCCUAUUGCGUCUUUCUGGCUUGGAGGAGUUGAUUCCUCUUUACUGUUCCAGGAUUCUCAACACAAGAGCUCUUCAAGUAUUAAGCACCAACCUCCUGCCAAUCACAGACAACGAGGCCCGCUUGUUGCAACUGAGUCUCAUCCGCAAGGCAGGACUGGAUGUGCUGCAAUUUGUCCACUACCAACCAGCAUCCCUGUUCCGAAGCCUGGGUCCUGAAGCCGGAAAGACCCGGAGGUUCCAGAUCGUGGACGCUGGACCGCCGUCUCUCAAGUAUGGGCGUUCGAUUCGGACGGACUUCUUUGGCGAAGAUCCUGAUACCAUUGAAUCUAUCGAUGAGCGCCUGAUCCGCUCGGUGGAGUGGCUGCUCCUGGUCGAUGAAGCUUGGCCUCAUGUGUUCCGCGUCGGUGUGGACAUCUACAAAUACUUUCUCAAAACCUUGCGAUUGAACGCUGCCAGAAGCUUCGCCAGCCGGGUACCCUUCAGCACUAUCAUGGCGCAUAGGGUGGAAUUUGCUGAACAGGACGCAAACGAUACUUGGUGGACCGAGGAUGCAGAAUUUUGGGCUGGCCAGAUCGAAGCUUCAGGUGCGAAGAGCCUCUCGCCGAGUCAACUGGGUAUGGAAGCACGGGCUUUCCGCGAUUUGGAAUGUCUUGUCAAGGCCUUGGAUACGAUGGAAACCAUUGCCUCAUUAACGGAGCUUUCAAAGGAGGACCCGUCCGUCAAGAGAGAUUUCUGGACUAAGGUCGGAAACGAGGUCAAGUCUGCCAAAGAGCAUGUGCGACCAUUGCUGAAACAAUGGCUGCGGGGUCAAGGUAGCUGGCUCCAAGCUCAAUCCUCUCGGGCAAACGCUGACUACAUUCCGAUAGAAGACGAAGAUCUGGAAGCGCUACGGGAUAUGUAUUUACCCGAGACACUCCUCGCUUAUGUUAGUACUCUUCACUUCGCUGGCACCACUCUGACAAGGGACAACUUCUUGGAGUGCAUGGAAUUAGCGGCCACCGUCGCUGAGAAGGAUUCCGACGUGGCCGACUGCUUCAUGAAGGCGGCCCGGAUGAAGGAACUGGUGGAAAGCUUCGCGGCGUGCAGCAAGGCACUAGCAAUCGCCUCGGGCGAGAAGAAAGCAGCUGGUUCGAGCAGCAAGAAGCUGCGCGAGAUGGGGUGGUCUCGAGAUCUCUGCGACGCCAUGGAUACCCCUCCGCCUGUUCUCCCUCCCAAGCCAGGCAGCCACGAGACCAGCCGCAUCGGCACACCGAUCACAUCCAACUCGCCCUGGCCCGGCGCCGGCGCUGGUCUCGAUGCAAAUGGUGCCGGUGUUAGCCGGGUGCACCCAGCUCAUCAGCCUGCUGGUUUGGAGUUCGCCCGACCAGAGCCUGUGCCUGAUCCGGGCGACCAAUGGCUUCCAAAGUUGUUGCAAGACAAGCCGAAGCAAGACCUUGCCGACAUAGCGACAAACCCAGAACUUCUCAACGCCCUUACUCACGCACCGAGCACAAUACAUCCCUCCCUCUCCUCCUCACACAAGGCCCUCCAGACAGCCUUGACCGACAACCUUGAGCUCGCUUCGCGGCUAAUCGAGCUUGAGACUCGAUUAGCACACCAAAGAUCUGCAACACAGGCGCAGCUCCUCUCCACACACGCCCUCGAACGUCAAUGGAGGCAAAAACAGUCUGAUAUGGACCAUGCGCUCGCGCCCUUCUCCCCCACGUCUAUGUAUCAGCGCCUAGGGCAAGGUGUACACGAGCAGGCCUCUGUGUGUCACGUCUUGGAGGAAAGCUUCAUAGAGGGUGAGGGGGACGGUGCAUAUGCGUCAGAGAGGGAAACGUUGGACUGGAUUAAGAGGUACAGAGAUGCCAAGGUCCUAUACAACCUUCGGCAAGAGCGAAAAGAGCGGUGGGACGAAGGUCGUGUCGGUGGCUGGAGAUGA